AUGAAGUUUGAGAGGCCGAGUAAGAUCCAGACGAUCAGCUUGCCUAUGAUUUUGACCCCUCCUUACAAGCACUUGAUCGCUCAGGCACACAAUGGUUCUGGCAAGACUACUUGUUUCGUGCUUGGCAUGUUGAGCCGUAUUGAUCCCAAACUCACUGCUCCUCAGGCGCUCUGCAUCUGCCCUACCCGAGAAUUGGCGAUCCAGUAUAAGGAUAGUCAAAUCAACUCAGUAGAUAAACGUGCAAGGAUGGGGAGUAUUGAGAUAUAUAACAUGGAAGUUCUUAAGAAGAUGGGGAAUUAUACAGGAAUUACUUUUGAAUGUGCUAUACCAAUGGAUAGCAGCAAUUAUGUUCCAAUUUCAAAACGAGCACUAGUGAUAGCACAAGUAGUGAUUGGCACUCCUGGUACAAUCAAUAAAUGGGCGACAACAAAGAAAUUGAGCACGAACUAUUUGAAGAUUCUUGUUUUUGAUGAAGCGAACCACAUGUUGGCAGAGAUUUCCCUAAUCCCAAGUUGUUUUGAUGAUGAGCUUGUAGUACAUGUCUCAGAUUGUGGUUUGGCUCCUCUAAUAUCAUCUGUCUCUGAAAGUCAGGUAAUUGCUUGUCAUUUGAUCUUUAAAUUCGUUGAUAAUUGGUUGUUAAAACAUGAAUCUUUGAGUAUGCGCUAA
Molecule: messenger RNA, 666 nt
Organism: Camellia sinensis
Lineage: Eukaryota; Viridiplantae; Streptophyta; Magnoliopsida; Ericales; Theaceae
Source: RefSeq, a predicted model, not a curated record